AUGUCCGUCAGGCCUCCUUCCACUCGACCGCCUACUGCUGCACUCAGCAUCCGUCGACCAACGACUGCUGCAAGCACAAGAGAAACUACCAAUGGCGGCGAUGCAGACUGGGUCGUCGCCGUCUUUGAAGCCAAAGGCUCUCAUCGUCAGGUUGCUGUCGCCGCCAUCGAUGUCGAGAGAUCUCUCUGCUUCCUCAGUCAAGUCUGCGAUACGCAGACAUACGUCAAAACGCUCCACAUCAUCCAGCAACGCUACCCUGCCACGCUCGUUCUACCUUCUCAAGUUACUACGACUAUGCUCACAGUCGACAGCCCAAGUGCUUCUUCAGUCGGUCCCUCCCCUGUGCUCUCUUCGCUCACCAUCCUCAGUCGUCUGAUCAAGAACAACUUUGAGAUGACACCUCUGCAUGGACUAGCGAAGAAGCACUGGGCCAUCGAUCAAGGCAUCGAGCUCAUCGAUAAGCUGGCUCUCGAUGAACCGGCCAAGAUGACCCUGCUGGCCACAGUCACAGAGAACACUCUCGCUUUGGCUGCUUUUGCAGGACUCAUCCGCCACCUCGAGGGUCAUCAUCGCAUACUCUACGCGAACAAUUCGCUCAAGAUCGUCUUCACCGCGCUAGAAGGUACUAUGGUCCUGGGAACCGACACGCUCAGGGAUCUCGAGCUGCUCCAGAAUACGAUGGACGGCUCGAGUAAGAAGACACUGUUUGACUUGCUCAACUCUUGCAUGACCCCAAUGGGCACGCGCCUUCUCAGAAACAAUAUCACCUCGCCCUCUGCAGACCGCUUCACCCUCAACAAACGCCUCGAUGCAGUACAAGAACUCGUCAUUAACCGCGAUACGCUGGAGACAUGCCGUCAAGCGCUCCAUAAACUCGCAAAGACUGACUACGACAAGGUAAUCGGCAAAAUUUCGACCAAUAAACCUCGCGAUUUCAGAGGUCAAGGCGAUCCUGCUCGAGAAGCGGAGAAGAAGAUCAGCACUGUGCUUCAGCUACGAACACUGCUGGAAUCGUUGCCUAGUAUCGCUCUGUCGAUAGAUGCCAGCUCGUCUGAUUUGUUGAAAGAUCUCGCGAGCGGGCUACGGGGCCAAGCCGACGUGAUCCUUGACUCGUUGCGCGACACGAUCAACGAAGACGUUGUCACGAGCUUCCAAGAAGGCAAAGGACAAUUGGCUUUGCGCAACGUCCGGGUCUAUGCAAUCCGCUCAGAACGCAAAUUGCUCCUCGAUGUCGCUCGGGUGACGUACAAGGAGAACAUGCAAGAUCUACUCGACAUGGCAAACGAAAUGAGCGCGAUAGCAGGCACCACCGUCAACCUUGUUCCAGUCAGCUCUGGCUUUGCAUUCUCUUGCUCCAAAGACGGGCUGCCGGGCGGCGUUUUGCCAAAGGGUUGCACAGAGGGAAAGGCAAAGUCUGGCAAGAGGAUCCAGUUCGCUUCGGCUGACCUUAAGAAACGUAAUGCCCGCUUGCAGCAAUCGCUCGAAGAGGUCUUUCUGCUCAGUGAUGAAGCGAUCGACGAGCUCAUCGAAGGUAUCAAGCAGCACCUUGCCUUCCUCUUUCAAUGCGUGGAAGCUAUCUCUACGCUGGAUGUGAUCGCCAGCCUCGCCUAUGUGGCUACAAUCGAAGGCUGGACGCGACCCGAGUUCGAGAACGCGAUGGCCAUAAAGGCAGGCCGGCACCCCUUGGUCGAGCGAUACCAAAUGAGAGAUCGAAACGACUUUAUUCCCAACGAUACGUACAUCUCGAACAAUCGAUCAUUCCAAUUGAUCACAGGUAUCAACGCGGCAGGCAAGACGGUCUUCACAAAGCAAGUCGCUCUGCUCGUCAUCAUGGCACAGCUGGGCAGCUUCGUUCCUGCCGAUCUUGCUUCCUUUGGUAUCCACGAUGCAUUGCUUACUCGACUCAACAAUGAUGACGACCUGGGCAAGAGUCUGUCCACUUUCGCAGUCGAGAUGCGCUCUGCAAGCAUGAUCACGCUCGCACUCGACGCUUUCCGGGCUCCUCUUGUCGUCAUUGACGAGCUCGGUCGAGGCACAGAUCCCGUCGCUGGCUUUGGUCUGUGCCAUGCCAUCGCGGAAGAGAUCAUCAAGAAGCGCGCUUUCUGCCUCUUCGUUACUCAUUUUCGCGAGCUGACUCUGUCACUAUUCGGCUACUCGAAUGUCGCGCAGUUCCAUCUCGAGGCGAAAGCGCGUCGCUCGUCGUCAGCGUUCAGCUUCGAGUAUAGACACCAUGUCCAGCAGGGCAGCAAUGCAGAGACCCACUAUGGUUCACUGUCUGACUCUUUGCCGGUUUGCUCGCCUGACGCUGAGGUCAAAACAGGUUUGGAAGCGGCGAAGCUUGUCGACCUGCCCAGCAGCAUGCUAGACUUUGCGCAUCAGGUGUCUGACAAGCUUGCCCAUCUCGAGCGCAAGUCCCGCAUUGACGCUCAAUCGACACGGGACGAAGUUCGCCGGAAGGAGAUGCUUCGAAUCGUAGAUCAGCUCGAAGAACUCGCCUUGGCCAGAGAGCUUUCAGACGUAGAGAUCGGCGAUCGUAUGAGGGUUCUCCAGGCGGACCUCGUCGAAGGGCUAGUGCGCUCCAGCUUCGCGGGUAGAGGCCAGAUCAAGGCUGACGUAAAGCUUGAGAAUAGACCAGCCUGCGCAGGACGCUGGUCGACGUUCGUGGCGGUCAUGACCAGCACCUACAGUUCUAUCCUCAAUGACCUCAACCGCGAUGUUGCGAGGAACCAGCCGGCUGACAUCUGGCAAUUCUGCGCUAAUUGGUUCAAUGCGCGCUUAGAAGAGCAGCGGGCAGCGACCCGACCGGUCGAGCGGUCUGUCACGCCGGCUGAUCAAUCCCGACCUAUCUCACCUCCUGCAAACGUCAUACCGGCGAUGAGGAGCUCGCCGACAAAGCGUGAGGUCAUCCGGAAGAAGUCAAACCCCAGCAUGCUCGGUGCCGCUUACUCUUUCGGCGGCCUCGGAUCAGGGAUCGCUCCAGCGGACCCUGCUCCGUCGCCCUUUUCAGAGACUCCGCCUGCGUUGAAGCAUCAGACAGCAGACUCGUUCGGCCACGAUCAUCCCGUUGUGUCCGGCAACGGACGCGCCAAUUCGGGUCUGCGCAAUGAAAUGCCGUCAGCCUGGCAGCGGAGUGGCCGGCCACGCGCACCUAUGACGAGUGCGCCCUCAGAUGAUGAAGGCGACUCGGGCGGCGAUGAUGGACCUUCUUCGCCUGGCCCGCCGCCCAAUUACAACAUUGGCAGACGGACUUCCGUCUCUGCAGAGUCACUCGAUCCAGACGCAGCACAGACCGCCCUGCCCAAGACUGUGAUCCCCAAGACGGCUUCGCAGCGUCAACGAAUUGAGCAUUCUAUCGAGCACAACUUAUUGUUCCGCAAUCUAGACGAGGAUCAGUACAAUGACGUCUUGAACGCGAUGAAAGAAGUCAGAGUACCUACUGGCUCAGAAGUCAUCGUGCAAGGCGCCGUCGGCGAUUACUUCUACGUCGUCGAAGAAGGUGUCUUCGAAGUAUGGGUCAGACCCAGCUCAGCCGGGACCUAUGGACCGGACGGUCAGCGAGCCUCGGGUCCCAACUAUGGCAAGGAUAGCGAUGCAAAGCAUGUAGCGACAAUCGAAUCCGGCGGCUCAUUCGGCGAACUAGCACUCAUGUACAAUGCGCCGCGUUCCGCUACCGUCGUGGCCGUAAGCGCUACAUCCACGCUUUGGGCACUCGAUCGCGUCACUUUCAGAAGUAUUCUCAUGGAGCACACCAGUCGCAAGAGGAGGAUGUACGAGACUUUCUUGAGCGAAGUACCUAUCCUCGUCAGUCUCGAGUCCCAUGAGCGUGCAAAGAUCGCGGACGCACUCGAAGCCAGAAUCUACGAAGAAGGUGAAGCGAUUGUCAAGGAAGGCGAAGUCGGCAAGAACUUCUACAUUAUCGAGAGCGGUAGUUGCGAAGUCACCAAGCGUCGGCCGACAGGCGAAGAACGCGUCGUGAUUCUUCGAAAAGGCGACUACUUUGGAGAACUCGCAUUGCUCAAUUCGGCACCUCGGGCAGCAACAGUUCGCGCGAUCGGCGACAGAGUCAGAGUCGCUACGCUUGGCUCGAGGGCUUUCCAUCGUCUGCUCGGUCCCUGCGUCGAGAUCCUCCAGAGAAGGGCAGGCUCGUACAACUCUGCACCUGCGGCAGAGCCCAGGCGAGGCUUGCCUGGCAACACGCGAUCGAUCCAGCCUGAUACCGCGGGUCCCCGUUCAAGAGGUCUUGGGAUGGUCACCGCCGAGCAGCAUUGGAACAGGCAUCACGCUCGUCCACAAGUCACAAUGACAGAUGUUGACGAUGCUGAUUUGGUGAGCGAGAGCCAAUACAAAGCUCCUGCCGCGCCGAAAGAUCUGGAAAAGCUUGAGUUUCGAGAUGACUCGCUGAAGAAGCAAGAAGAAGCGUUGGGUGUCGGGGCGAACGCUACAGGCAAAGCCAGAGUCACGGUACUUGCUUUGGUCCUCACCUCGGACUCUAGGCCAGAGCCAAUCGUGCUGGAUCUCACCAAACCACUGCCGGAAGCUCCUCUGGUCAUCAAAGAAGGAGCAACGUACACAGCUGAGCUGCGUUUCCAAGUAGAGGAUGCGCUCGUUUCGGGCUUGCGCUACUUGCAAGUCGUCAAGAGGGCAGGCAUCAAAGAGACACUGCAGGCUAUGAUUGGCAGCUUCGCGCCGUCGGCUCAGGUACUCUCCAAGAAAUUCGAAUCUGAAGAAGCGCCGAGCGGCAUGAUCGUCCGCACUGGAACUUACAAUGUGCGCUCGAGAUGCACUGAUGACGACGGAACGAUUUGCGCCGACUUUGCUUGGAGCUUCAAGGCGGGUUUGCUCAGCAGCACGUGUUACCACGCGCUCAUGAGCAGCCGGAGCAGAUUGGCAAGGACUGGUAGAAUGAUGAAAGUGUCAUGGUUGUGUGUGUCAUUACGCAACUCGCAUCUCAGUAGACCAGCGGCAUAG
Molecule: messenger RNA, 4968 nt
Organism: Mixia osmundae IAM 14324
Lineage: Eukaryota; Fungi; Basidiomycota; Mixiomycetes; Mixiales; Mixiaceae
Exons: 14
Coding region: 1-4968 (1655 amino acids)
Biological process (GO): Rho protein signal transduction; reciprocal meiotic recombination; mismatch repair
Cellular component (GO): cytoplasm; nucleus
Molecular function (GO): Rho GDP-dissociation inhibitor activity; ATP binding; ATP-dependent DNA damage sensor activity
Source: RefSeq, a predicted model, not a curated record